UAUUGUAAAGCACUGGCCUCCUUGAAACAAGUAACCAGUCUUUGUAUCUGCAUUAGUGAAAAUAAAUAAGAGGCAGAAGGAUUGUGACUUGCACUUACACAAUCAGCAACUGGAAAAAUGCCAGGUUCUAAAAGUAACUUGGUGUCUUUACAUGAGGAUGUUAUAAAUGAUACUUCAGACUUGAGUGAAAUGAAAAUUUCAGAUGAAAAAGGAUCUGUUGAAAAAAGAACAAUGACUCUGAUUGAGAAGAAUGGCUAUCACGACUCCGUAUACAUAAAUGCAGCUAAGAUUUUUCAGGGCAUUCAUACUGAAAAGCGUAAGGAUAGAAUAUUGGUGCGGUAUGGUGAUGACUCAGUAUCUCCCAUGCUGACUUUUAAAAACGAGUAUUCCCAGCAUGUAUCUUACAAACUGGCUUUCAAUGCUCUAAAAUAUCAAGAUCUUCUUGAAGAAAUAUUGUUAGAUAGUUGUGUUUACCCAUGCCAGUCAAUACCAGAUGAAUUAACCAGCUUGCUUGUUGUGAUGCUUUAUGACCUACAAGACCGAAAGUUUCAAGCACGAGAGAUUUUUGAUGAAGAGGAACCUGUAGCAGAAGUUCGGAAAAUAGAGCGUUAUCUAUACAGUUUUAGGACCAAGUUGGCAGCUGCACUAGCAAGAUGUCGCAUCAAACAUGAUGCUCUUUCAAUUGAAUACAUUCUACCAGAAACCAUACGGAAGCAGGAACAAAGGGCUUCUGCUUUACCUUUAUGUGUUUGGAUAAACACAUUUAAAAUCAGCCUUCAAGAUGUUUUCAGAGAUUUGAAGAAGAAGGGAUUCACAAGAGUUGAAUCUGUGUCAGACUUCGACCAUUAUACAUACUGUAUGGACCAACAUUGCCAUGAUGUAUUGGUUUUUCCUUCCUCUCUUAAAGAAGAACUGCUUAAUUUAGAUCUUUUUGCAGAUUGCAAACUCUUACUGCAGGAUAAGUCUCGCAGCCUUGCUGUACACUCUGCACAGGCACUGUUGAAUACGGACGAUGACAUUAUAGUGGCUCACGUAGGUUCUCAUCUGACCAUUGCCCAUAUGUCAGCGCUGACAAUUCACAGCACGUCCAGAAUUUUUGUUUGUGGUGUAAAAUCUUCAGCAAAAGCAGCUGAACUGAGGAACUUGCUCAGUCACAUGGGAUGUAAAAAUAUUCAGUUGUUACAUGAAGACUUUACUGAGAUUGGACCAACAGACCCAAGACUUCAAAAUGCGAAAGUUAUUUUGCUGCUACCACCAUGCUCUGGGCUGGGUGUUGGCAAUCCAAUAGACUUUAUUUUAAAUGAACAUGGAGAUGCAGGAUUGCUAAGAGACCUUUUCCAAGGAUCUGUAUCCGAGGAUAAACUCAGUAGUCUUGCUGAGAGGCAGCUUAAUGAAUUGAUGCAUGCAAUGAAAUUUAACAAAGUACAAGCUAUUGUUUACUGCACUUGUUCGGUUUACCCAGAAGAAAAUGAACUAGUAGUGGAAAAAGCACUGGAAUCUGGAGUGGAAGGAAAUAAAGUACAACCAUAUAGGCUUAUUCCUCCUGUUUUUUCUACUUCCUCCAAUUCAAAGGCUUCCACUGAAUUUUUUUUCAAAAUAGAGCCAUCAGAAAUUUCCAGUGGCUGUUUUCUAGCUAUUCUAGCAAAAGAGAAAGAUUCUUCUGAAAACGUGUCUGUUAAAGACAUUUUGGCUCGUGCUGCAGCAAAAGGACUACUAGACGGCAUUGUAGAAAAAUCAAAGGAAGAGGAGAAAAAGCAGAAAGUAACACAACGUAGACAUAAUAUUACUGGUAGUGGUAGAGAGCCGAAGAUUGCAGAGUUCCUUCACCAUCAAACUCUAUCCAAUACUAAGGCUGAAGUUUCCGUGUCUAAAGCAGUCAGUAACAUACAACAAAAGAAUGUGAACCGAACAAACAGCUAUGUUCAGCUGAAGAAACCUAUCAACCCCAUUGCAGACACAGCUCUGCCUAAAGUGCCGAAGCACACAUCUCAUUUGUCAUCUAUGGGCAAGGCGUACGAAAGACAACUUGCUAGAAAGGCACGCGCAGAACAUAAGAGGGUUGUAUUGAAGCCCGUGGAAAUUGUUUUGCCUCCAGUGAUAACACCAUACGUGAGUUCGCAAGGAAACAAACCCAGGAUAUCAACUCGUCAUUGCCUUCAUGGCUGGACUGGAGCAAAGGGUUUGAGUGGUAGGAUACUUCCACCACCUCUGUCUAAAGUGGUCAAGCCAGCUGUGCUUGGCCAUCCUCAACCAUGGCUGUAAGAAUCUUCAAACUUUGCCCUACCUUUAUACAGAAGUCAAUGUAGCUGGAUCAGCACCACCUUCAGAAGAAAGGAUGUGAAUGAUACUACACCAGCAGCGUAGACAGCUGGCUCUUGUUCAUCAGAUAAAUACCCUUGCUUCACUGAAUCAGUGCAAAUUUCUUCUAGCAUUUUAAUCUGGGCCAGCUGUCCUAUUCAAAGGCAUCACUCACCUGCUGCACAACCCUGCGAGUAACCCGUGCU
This is a messenger RNA of Gymnogyps californianus (California condor), 2504 nucleotides long. RefSeq names its product NOP2/Sun RNA methyltransferase family member 7 (gene NSUN7). The transcript has 13 exons. Bases 118 to 2262 code for a protein of 714 amino acids. Gene Ontology annotation, molecular function: methyltransferase activity. The record is from RefSeq and is a predicted model, not a curated record. Lineage: Eukaryota; Metazoa; Chordata; Aves; Accipitriformes; Cathartidae.